AUGUUUUCAAAUAACCGGGAACACAACGAAGAUGAUCACGCACCAUUGCUCGUGAUUGGUGCUGGGAUCUGCCGAACUGGAACACUGACCUUGAAAACCGCUUUGGAAAUACUGUACCAAAAACCGUGCUAUCACAUGAUGGAAAUUGUGUAUAAACAUUUGGAUCAUGUGCAACUGUGGACACAAGUGUAUGAUCGAGUAGAGCAAGACAUUGAUGCUGAAUUGCCUCCGGAUCUGAUCAAGCAGAUUUUCAAAGGAUAUCAGAUGACAACUGACAUUCCGGGCUGUGUGAUCUACAAACAGUUGAUGAAAAUCUAUCCGGAAGCAAAGGUACGGCUAUUUCAUUGUGUAUUUCAUUUGUCUUUGGUAUAG
Messenger RNA from Echinostoma caproni, 372 nucleotides. Lineage: Eukaryota; Metazoa; Platyhelminthes; Trematoda; Plagiorchiida; Echinostomatidae. The record is from the annotation of a GenBank genome assembly.